CCUUCAGCAGAACGCUCAUUGGCUGACCUGACAAUAUAAAGUUCCGCAGUGCCAUAACUCCGUCCGCAUACUGCUGGCAGGAAGAUCAUCGCUCAAGGAUAGCAAAACGGCAGAAGGCACUGAUAACUGACUGACGAUUUUCUUUACCAUAUCAAUUUAUUGUGUUCAUCAAUUAAAUCUUAUUCAAAAUGAAGGAAAGAAGAAUUACCCAACCUCUGGUUGCAAGAUGUAAACUGGUGUUGGUUGGAGAUGUUCAAUGCGGAAAAACGGCAAUGUUGCAAGUCCUGGCCAAGGAUUCCUAUCCAGAGACAUAUGUUCCAACAGUAUUUGAGAACUACACAGCGUGUCUGGAGCUGGAGGAUCAGCGUGUAGAACUCAGUCUCUGGGACACGUCCGGCUCUCCGUACUAUGAUAACGUCCGUCCCCUGUGCUACAGUGACUCCGACGCUGUGCUCCUUUGCUUCGACAUCAGCCGCCCAGACUCAUUUGAUGGUGCGUUGAAAAAGUGGAAAACUGAGAUCCUGGAUUUCUGCCCCAGCACACGCAUCCUUCUGAUAGGCUGUAAAAUAGACCUGCGCACAGAUGUGUGCACCCUCAUGGAGCUGUCCAAUCAGAAGCAGACACCCAUCACACAUGACCAGGGCUCCUCUAUGGCCAAGCAGCUGGGAGCCGAGGCCUACCUGGAGUGCUCAGCCUUCACCUCGGAGAAGAGCAUCCACAGUGUGUUCCGCACGGCCGCCCUGGCCUGCCUCAACAACGUGGAGGCCUCCACUAAGCCCAGCCCCGCCCGACGCCUCUCCAAGAGACUCCUCUUCCUGCCCAGCCGCUCGGACCUCAUCUCUUCCACCUUCGGCAAAGACAAGGCCAAGGGCUGCUCCAUCAUGUGAUGCAGGGAACCACCCAGCGGUGGCCUAAGAGUCGCUCCAUUGAACGGUCCAGCAGGCAAAAGGGGUGUGUGUGGGGUGGGAGAUGGUGAGGAGAGGGGAGGGGGAAGGAAGGGGUUUCUCUUUAACCCCUUCGACCGACCCCGAAACCCUCCAUACGCCCACUGACACCCCUGUUAAAACACUGCUACCCUUCAUAGUAUUAUGCUGGUCUUCGUCAUGAUAAGCGCCCCACGAGAAAGAUACACAAACACAUGGGCACAGGCACAUACUUCACCAGCAUAGCUUUGCGUAGACUUCCUUUUUUCUAAUGACAGUCAACUAUUUGUCAAAUAAUAAUGUCCUCCGCAAAUGAUUGGUGUGUACUGUUGGGAGGUGAUAAUUUGCAAGAUUCCGGUUUUAGAAACGACUACCCAUGGGUACAAACACUUUAUGGUGUUACACUGGAAUGCUGAGGAGGCCUCUUCUGUAUCUAUGGCAGCUAGCUAACAUUUCUCUCCAAGCUGCACAGUGUGCCAGUUGUUGAGGCUGAUUCAAGGUCAGUUUCUACACACUUUCUGUUUCGAGAAAAUGGCUGUUGUUUACAGGGAAGCUCAAGUUUCUUCGGUGAGACCUCGAUGGAAUGUCGAUCUGUGUGCUAUCCGUCACCUAGCCUUCAUCCUUGGUCUGGAUUAGAAUAUAAAAAUGUUGACGUUAAAAGAUGAUACCUGUGAAAAAGAAUGAUGUGGCCUCCUCUACAUUCCUGGCAAGGGGAGGGAGCAGUAAUGACACCAAGGUGGUUUAAAGAGGGCUUUUAAGAAAUGAUUUCCAUGGUGAACUCUGCAAUAGAAAUGGAAUCUGUCAGUGUAUAAAAUGGUCUAGGGUGGGUGUUCUCUUAAAAGGCAACGGGAAUGGUGGACUAAGAGUGCACGUCUGAAGAAGUGCAGUGUGACUCGUGUUCACAUGGGUCGUGGACGUUAAGCGAGGGGGGCACGUUCUGCUGUGACUGGGAAACCACAGGGCACGAUUGAAAUACUAGUUUCAUCUCUUCUCCCUUCCCCUGUCUUGAAGGCCUCUCAUCUACAACUCUUCAGACAGUAAUGGAGUUGAGGGACAAUAAAAAAGUCCCCAUACUUA
Molecule: messenger RNA, 2000 nt
Organism: Esox lucius (northern pike)
Lineage: Eukaryota; Metazoa; Chordata; Actinopteri; Esociformes; Esocidae
Product: rho-related GTP-binding protein Rho6
Exons: 5
Coding region: 189-887 (232 amino acids)
Biological process (GO): small GTPase-mediated signal transduction
Molecular function (GO): GTPase activity; GTP binding
Source: RefSeq, a predicted model, not a curated record